Eleginops maclovinus (Patagonian blennie) is the source of this 2481-nucleotide messenger RNA. RefSeq names its product PARP1 binding protein (gene parpbp). Bases 259 to 2034 code for a protein of 591 amino acids. Gene Ontology annotation, cellular component: chromatin. NCBI's taxonomy places the organism in Eukaryota, Metazoa, Chordata, Actinopteri, Perciformes, Eleginopidae. The transcript is spliced from 11 exons. Gene Ontology annotation, biological process: negative regulation of double-strand break repair via homologous recombination. The record is from RefSeq and is a predicted model, not a curated record.
CUGCUUGUUGUUGCGGCCGUCUGUUCUCGGAGAAAUCUACAAUAUCAGAGGUUUGCACCCUUUAAUCGACAUUGUAUUUCAUGUUUUAAAGCCAUAAACAUAUGAUACUCUCGUUUAUAUUUGCGCAUUUUAUGGGAGCUGGCAUAAAUACUCAUUUUGAUUUUGAUUUAGAAAUAUAUUGUAAGUUGAGUUACAUCGAUACAAUGAUGCUAUCGAGGCCAACGAAUCUGUAGGUUUUCCUUUCAAUUAAAAGAGAAAAUGGAGUCCCUAGGGGGGCGUCUGAAGGUGAUGGUUAAAGUGUUCAGGAGAGAGUGCCAAAGCGUUUUACACUCUGAGAGGACCACCAUUCAUGGAGCUGAUGGCAUGCUGAUGAUACUGCAGCUGGCAAUGGCAGAAGUUAACAAGCAGCACGGCCGAGAGUUCAAAGUGGCCCUGAGUGAUGUCCUGAUGGCCUGGAAACACUUAUUGUUAGACAAACUUCACCUGCCACCCCCCAACUCUGCACGCAUGGAGAACUAUGAUCUCAUCCUGGAGGCAUAUGAAUCCUUCCUGAAGCGCUCCAACACUGUGGACCUGAUUGAUAUCCUCUCCCUGUACAAACAGAUGAGAUUAGUGGACUCGGACCCAGAGGAGCCUUUGAGCCCGGUUCAGCUGUUUGAGUUCUUAUCGAGCAACAAGGAGGUCUUGGAGUUUCCAGACUCUGCAGUCCCGUCAACACCGUCUAGUAAAAUCAGACCCUGCUGCUCACAGGUGAAAAUUGCAGUGAGAAGAGUUUUCUGCUCCUAUCUGAAUUUGCUUGUGAACGUCAAGAAUGACAUCGCCUUGGCGCUGACCCUUGACGUCCCUAGUCGUGCUCUCGGACGUCAGGCAUUUACCGACGUCAAGCAUGCUGCACAAAACAACAGCACCUCUCUCUUCUUGGCUGUGACAUCUUUUGUGAGGGCCAUCCAGCUCGGAGGCAGAGGCUACGCUCCAGCUGAGUCUGACCCACUGAGGAAACAUGUCAAAGGCCUGUCUGACUUUGUUGAGUUUUUAGACAACCUGGGAGAAUUACUCGGGGAGAUACCCGACCCAAGUGUCUGUGGAGCCAGGCUGGUGGCUGCCAUCAGGGCGGUGCUGGUGAAGGGACGCAGCAGUGGAGAUGCAGUGUAUGCUGCGGCUGAGGAGACGACAAAGGAGCUGAAGGAGAGGAUUUGCCAGCUAUAUCAGAUCCAGAAAGAGAUUGCUAAGGGAAGCGGGACAGGGAUCAGCCCUGCCAGGCCAAAGGCGCACACAGUCAAUCACUGCACUGCGUACGGUGGUCGGGACACUGUGAAGGUGCUGCUGGCUCUGUUGGAUGAAGAGGCCCUGACUCCCCCGUCUCAGAACAAGGCGGACCUGCUGUCUGAGGACCAGCCCGUCCUUAGUGAAGCAGAGGGGACCUGCAUCCUCAACUUGUUCAGAUCCCCUGAAGUGUCAACUGGAAGCUCUCCAGAACCUCUUAAGAACAGAGUCCAGAGCCGGCUAGACCUUCUCAAGCCCAAGCCCAAAGAGGGAGUCAUUCGAUCCCAGUUUGCAUGCACAUACAAGGAUGAAGAACUGCCACUCAACCGUGUGCUGGAGUUCCCCAGCAGCAGCCAGAUGCCCACCUGUGUGCACCCGGCACCCAAACCCAAAAACAUCCCCCCUGUGGACGAGGAGUGCAGCUCUGAUGUGGAGGACAAAACCAAAGCCAAGUCCACAUCUGAAUGCCUGAAUAAAGAGCAGAGCAGUGUGCAGCGGGGGGCUGCUCUCGGGCCAAGAAGUGGAAAUGCCCAAAAAAGAGUUGCAGGCCUGGGCAUUAAAAAGAAAACUGGCACUCGGGCACAAGGAAAGGGCAACAAGAGGAAGCAGGUGGAUUCGGACCAACAUGAAGGAUCGGAGAACGAGCCCCCAGAGAAGAAGCAGCUCACUGGUGUCUCACUCAAAAUGCCUGGCAAGAAUGUCAGCAAGGUCUUCAGUAAGAAGAAGCUGAUAGCUGGACAGGGAAAACUAACAAGCUUCUUCAGGGUCUAAUGAAUCAUUUUUAAUAGUUUUAUGAUGCAGCUAAAUGUUUUUCAGUGUGUGAAUGUUCCAAUUAUGGCUGCAACUUAUCAUUACUUUCAGUCUCAGUUGAUCUGGUGACUGUUGUUUUAAUGAAUGUUUGUUUACUUGCUGAAAGAUAGAUGACUGUAUGCUAAACUUUGUAUUUUUUGUUGAAAAGUCAGAGAUGAAUUUCCUAUGCUACUCAUGGUGUCCUCACCAUUUUACCCAUAAAACAUGAAACAUGUGGGUGGGCUUAAUGUGAAUAUAUCAGUUUGAUAGCAGAUCAUUGUUAACUUGGCCAGUACAUUUUCUUUCAUCAAGAAUAGUCCUACUUGAAAUAUUUAAUCACUAGUUGUACAGUUUAUUUAACUUGUUCCUCAGCGAAAUCAAGUGUGUAAGAUGCAGGCUUUCACUUUAAUAAACUUUUAUUUUGUUUUA